Molecule: messenger RNA, 980 nt
Organism: Daucus carota subsp. sativus
Lineage: Eukaryota; Viridiplantae; Streptophyta; Magnoliopsida; Apiales; Apiaceae
Product: peroxiredoxin Q, chloroplastic
Exons: 4
Coding region: 128-784 (218 amino acids)
Biological process (GO): cellular response to oxidative stress; cell redox homeostasis
Cellular component (GO): chloroplast thylakoid membrane; cytoplasm
Molecular function (GO): thioredoxin peroxidase activity
Source: RefSeq, a predicted model, not a curated record
AGGUGGGAGAGUAAGGUGUCUGGGGUGGGAAUAAAGCCACAACUUUUCUUAUCUCAACUCCAACCAUUUCAUAGUGAAAAUCACAGAAAGUUUUGUUUACAUCUUCUGAAAGCUUCUAACAUCUACAAUGGCUUCCCCUUGUGCUACUGCAUCUGCAUCCAUAUCCAAACACACUCUUCUUGCUUCUUCACUCUCCACUCACUCCCCCACACAACAUUCUCCUCACUUUCUUACCAAAUCAUCUUCGCAUUCUCAAAUUUAUGGUCUCAAGAUCACACAUUCCUCUUCUCUCUCCACCCCUUGUUUUUCCACCAAGAUUUGCACCAUUUCUGCCAAGGUGAAUAAAGGGUCAGCGCCUCCAGCAUUCACAUUGAAAGAUCAAGAUGGCAGGAAUGUUAGUCUUUCGAAAUUUAAGGGCAAGCCUGUUGUUGUUUAUUUCUACCCUGCUGAUGAAACCCCUGGCUGCACCAAACAGGCAUGUGCUUUCAGAGAUUCUUAUGAGAAAUUUAAGAAAGCGGGCGCUGAGGUUGUCGGGAUCAGUGGUGAUGAUGCGUCUUCACAUAAGGCAUUUGCAAAGAAGUACAAACUUCCAUUUACAUUGCUGAGUGAUGAGGGUAACAAGGUCAGAAAAGAUUGGGGUGUGCCAUCUGAUCUUUUUGGUACUUUGCCUGGACGACAGACAUAUGUCCUCGACAAAAAUGGGAAGGUUCAGCUCAUCUACAAUAACCAGUUUCAACCUGAAAAGCAUAUUGAUGAGACAUUGAAGCUGCUUCAAAGCCUUUGAGCGUUUCUUAUCAACAAACUCAUGGUAUCUGGUUCUUCCUCUGCUGUUUCUUUAAUUUGAUUUUGUAAUCUUAGGAUAUUUCUUACACUUGUACAAUCUGUAUCUCAUGAAGAGUGGUACUAUAAAUAAUAUCUGAUAUUCGAAAUUCAGUAACAGAUAUGAUGUAAUGCUCGUACAUGGGUAUAAUUUUCUUCUA